Molecule: messenger RNA, 309 nt
Organism: Striga hermonthica
Lineage: Eukaryota; Viridiplantae; Streptophyta; Magnoliopsida; Lamiales; Orobanchaceae
Source: the annotation of a GenBank genome assembly
AUGGGUUCAAAAAAUUUGAUACUUUUGAUAUGGUUGAUUAUUAUCGUGUUCUCAAAUUUCGUGUGUUCAACAAAUUGUAGAAAGUUGAUAAUCAAGAAAGAGGCACAAGAUAACAGUAGUGUUCAACGGCGGCCGCCGCCGCCGGCCGACAGCUUGUACCUGGCGGCGCUUCCGAAGGGCAAGGUGCCGUCGUCCACACCAAGCAAAAAGGGCCACUCCACCACCACCGACCAGAAGCUCAUCGCCCGCCACCUGGCAGACGUCGGCCGGAUUUUUCGGUCAUUUCGGAGCUCCGACGCAGGCCACUAG